Messenger RNA from Fomitopsis serialis, 1766 nucleotides. RefSeq lists its product as uncharacterized. Lineage: Eukaryota; Fungi; Basidiomycota; Agaricomycetes; Polyporales; Fomitopsidaceae. The transcript is spliced from 3 exons. Gene Ontology annotation, biological process: proteolysis. The record is from RefSeq and is a predicted model, not a curated record. The coding region runs from base 192 to 1466 and encodes 424 amino acids. Gene Ontology annotation, molecular function: cysteine-type peptidase activity.
UCCGACCGUUCAGAGUGAGGCUGGCCACAGUGCGACCGCGCCUACUAUGGCUGAAACCAAGCCACACCGGCCCCACAGCACUAGUCUACAAUAGGUAGUGAGCCACAAACCGCAGCACGGCGUUGAGACGUCGUGGCCACGGUGCGGGCCACGACGUCUCUGUACUCUGCAUCAACUGUCGAGCUACUACUAUGGCGAACUUGGAUUCACUCGAGACCGCCUCAUUGGACUCACAUAUCCGUGUCAUUCGAGCUAUUCAAUUUACCUCGCAAGACCUCAGGCCUCUAUUACCAACCACGCAGCAGAAAGUCCCGGGAACGACGAUCAAUGUAUACGGCGCCUUCCUGCAGGACUAUACAACCUCUGAAAACCCCGACUUCUGUGUAUUCUCUUCAUGGAUACCUGCAAUCGUCGGCGGAACGCAGCGCGAAGGACCUUCGGCGGGUACGUUCGAGGGCCAUAUGCAAGCUGCAGGCGGCAAGGAAACCAUACGUGCAAGAGGGCGAUGGGCUGUCCCAAUGUGCAGUGGAGUGCCCUCACACUGGGUGCUCGGUUCUGUAGACUUCGGUCAACAGUCUGCUGUCAUCUACGACAGUAUGCCAGACUCAGAUUCAGUCUCAUGGGCUAAACCACUACUGUUCACGGUCGUGAAUAGAAUACUUCAAUACAUCAACCGUGCGACGUUCCUGUCAGUCGACGACACUUGGAGCUUUCGUGUCAUUUCCCCGCCGAUGCGGCGCCAGCAAUCGGACGGAUGGUCUUGCGGAGUCUUCGUCCUAUUAGCUCUGCACGACUUCGUUCAUCAGGACUCUUCAUACCAACAAGGGCAAGAGAUCUUACUUAUCUCGAAGCAGAGAGCUCUUGAGAGCCUCAUGCAAUUGCCGUAUGUUGUCGCACCUAUGAGACUGAGUGCUUCACUCACAAUGUUGCUGAUAGCAUUCUCGAGCAUCAGAACACUCACCGUCAACGCGGCCGAACUUCAGCAGCCGUCCUUUGUGGGUCUGAGUGGGAGGAACUCGAAGCAGGUAGUACCAUCGUGGCGGAUUUGUCCGCUACCAGGCGAGACUCUCCUUUCGGAAAUGACUCCGACCGUUCCGCGUCGCUUCGGGUUGCUGGAGCUGCCAGUGAUGGCGAGAGUAUGCGUACUACCCCAGAGACUUCUGAAGUUGCCGAACCCAUGGUCACACGUUCUCUGUCUCCUCGAGAGCUUGAAGAUGCAGACACACUGUUCAAAACGGACAAGGGAUAUGUGGUUGCUGAGUCGUCGGCACCUGCUGAUCCCAACUCAAUACCAAGCCUGGAAAGUUCAAAUGCAAGCACACCAGCUUCCGACGUACCACAGCUACCAGGAGAAGAAGAAACCGGUCCUGAUGGUGUGUACUGGGAACAUCCAGUACCUGGAAAGUCGAACAGUACGUGGACCCGCUACAAGCGGUGUACCCUCUGCAAGACUGCGGUCAAUCUAGGACAUGGCACCACACUUCACGCCUACAACGCGCAUCUGAACAGCGCUUCAUGUCGUGCUACUGCCGCGAAGCAGGAGAAGCAACACGCUCAACGCAGUCUGUUAGACAUGUUUCAACGUCCGACCAAAACAAAGCAAGACGUUCCUACCGGGUCCGGGUCCACAUCCGUUCAGCAUACACCACAACCGAGCUUGAGGGCCACUGCGACAUCCGGCGAAUCGAGUCAUGCUGCUCAGGCCAGGCCUGAUGACUCGGAGUGCGAGAUUGCGGCGAUGUACAGAGAACGUACUAUCUGUCCUG